AUGCCGAACAAUACGGCCUGCAGUCCGUUCGGCAACUGCACUAUUAUCGACGGCGUGAGGACCAACGGGACAAUCUUCACGCCCCCAUACGAUGCGACCUACCCCGUGCCACACUGGCACCAGAAUAUGGAGCUCGCGACCAUCUGCGUCUUCAAUUCACUUUCGCUUAUUGUGAUUGCUGCGAGGCUACUUUAUCGACGGAAGAAGUUCAACAUGUUGAAAGGGGAUGAUAUAUGGAUGGCCAUCGCAGGACUACUCCUGAUCGGUCUCUACGCCAGUCAAUUAGGAGCUGUGAGAUUCGGAAGCGGGCUACACAUGCAGAAUGUACCGCAUUACUGGAGGGAGAUGCAUUGGCAUUUUCAAACCGGCUUCUCAGCGUACUAUCUCGUUGUUUCAUGCAUCAAGCUGUCCGUCUGCUUCUGUUUUCUCCAGAUCUCCUUCCUAGUAACCCACAACCUCAAGGGCCUGCGAUAUUGUGUGUACGGCUUGUGUGUCGUUACUGGCAGUCUGGGACUCGUGUGCGCCAUCCCAUGGAAUUUCGGCUGCCAACCCUUCCUGUCCAAUUUCUACUGGAGCGUGACUUCAGAAUCGUGCAUCAACUAUGAUAUAUUCCGGUGGCUUUGGAUCAGCGUAUCGGUACCCAUCGACAUAGCCAUCAUGAGCGUCCCCCUCCGAAUCCUGAACCGGGUCCGACUCCGCGCCGUCGAGAAGAGGAUCCUGCAGAUGGUCUUCUGCGCCACCUUGCUGGGCACGAUCUGCUGCAUCAUCGGCAUCUACGGCUCUUACAAGACCCGCACCGUCGAGUCCCAACAGCUCUUCUACAACGAAACCCCCUUUAUCAUGAUGAAUGACAUUGAAAUCUUCGCUUACACCCUCGGCGCAUCGUUCCCAGUCCUCUCCGGCUACAUCGUCACCAAAGCCGACCGCCCCAACCCCCCCUGCUCCAACUUCACCUCCUGGGCGCGCUACGUCCCAGACCUCUUCCUCUCCUCCCCCCUCAACAUCAACCUCCCCAGCCGCACCGCCACAACCACCACCAUGUGCGCGCCCACCAAGCACCCACCCAUCAAGUACCCGACCGGGCACCCGCAGCCGUCGUCGUCGUCCAACGAGCGCGACGACCUCCCGCUCUCCGCGUCCACGCUGUGCAAUUCAGGAGCCGGCAGCAGUCUGAGCAGCUGCGGGGGCAACGUCGACCUCGAGAAACAUGCAGCCCAGGAUGCAUAA
This is a messenger RNA of Drepanopeziza brunnea f. sp. 'multigermtubi' MB_m1, 1227 nucleotides long. The record is from RefSeq and is a predicted model, not a curated record. NCBI's taxonomy places the organism in Eukaryota, Fungi, Ascomycota, Leotiomycetes, Helotiales, Drepanopezizaceae.